AUGGAUCUGUCAGAGCUUGGAGAGGCUGCAGCCUUCCUCAGAAGAAGCCGGGCUGAGCUGCUUCCGCUCCAGGCCGUGCCCUUUGAUGAGAAGAAGAAAUGCUGGAUUCAUGAUGGCAAACACGCGUAUGUUGUGGCCGAGGUUAAAGGGAGAGGAAAUGAUGGCAAACUAAUCGUCAAGACAACAGAUGGAAAGAGUCUGAGUGUCAAAGAGAAUGAAGUCCAGCAAAUGAAUCCCCCAAGGUUUGAAAUGAUUGAAGACCUAGCAAUGCUGACUCAUCUCAAUGAAGCAUCCAUGCUGCAUACCCUGAGGAGGCGCUAUGACCACUGGAUGACCUAUACAUAUUCAGGUCUCUUCUGUGUGAGCAUAAACCCUUACAAGUGGCUCCCAGUGUAUCAGAAAGAAGUCGUGGCUGCCUACAAAGGGAAGAGGCGAUCAGAAGCUCCCCCUCACAUCUUCACUGUGGCCGAUAAUGCCUUUCAGGAUAUGCUGCACAAUCGGGAGAAUCAGUCUACUUUUGACGUAAGAGAAUCUGGUGCUGGAAAGACUGUGAACACCAAACAUAUUAUCCAGUAUUUUGCCACCGUAGCAACCAUGGGUGAAUCUAGGGAAAAAUCUGCUAUAUUUCUCUUACCUGUAUCUCAGGGGACUUUAGAAGAUCAAAUCAAGCACAUGCAUCCUAUCUUGAAAGCAUUUGGAAAUGCCAAAACCCUGAGAAAUGACAACAACUCUCGUUUUGGCAAAUUCAUCAGGAUGCACUUUUGUGCCAGAGGCAAGCUGUCGUCUGCAGACUUCGACGUUUAUUUGCUUGAAAAAUCCCAAGUGAUUUUCCAGCAGCCUGGAGAGAGGAACUACCACAUAUUCUAUCAAAUUCUGUCUGGAAAUAAAGAACUUCACAACAUGCUCCUGGUGUCUGGAAAUCCCUCUGACUUUCCGUUUUGCUCUCAUGGAGUACUUGCUGUGGACAGCCGGGAUGAUGCUGGAGAAUUGCUGGCCACCGACCGGGCCAUGGACAUCUUGGGCUUUCUUCCUGAUGAGAAGCAUGGAUCCUAUAAACUCAUUGGAGCCAUCAUGCACUUUGGAAACAUGAAAUUUAAACAGAAACCCAGAGAAGAGCAAGUGGAAGCAGAUGGCACAGAAAGUGCUGACAAAACUGCUUUCCUCAUGGGCAUUAAUUCCUCUGAGUUGGUGAAGGGCUUGAUCUAUCCUAGAAUAAAAAUUGGCAAUGAAUAUGUUACUAGAAGUCAAAAUGUAGAACAGGUGACCUGUGCGGUGGAUGCCCCGUCCAAGUCAGUGUAUGAAAGGAUGUUUAAGUGGCUGGUGGCACGAAUCAACAGGGCGCUGGAUGCCAAGCUGUCAAGGCAAUUCUUCAUUGGCAUUCUUGACAUCACUGGUUUUGAAAUUCUUGAUUAUAACAGCCUCGAGCAACUUUGCAUUAAUUUUACCAAUGAAAAAUUACAACAGUUCUUUAAUCAGCACAUGUUUGUUCUGGAGCAAGAGGAAUAUAUGAAAGAAGGCAUUGACUGGGUGUCCAUUGACUUUGGUCUGGAUUUACAAGCCUGCAUAGAUCUCGUUGAGAAGCCAAUGGGCAUCUUUUCCAUCCUCGAAGAGGAAUGUGUGUUUCCUCAGGCUACAGAUGUAACUUUCAAGACCAAACUUUUUGACAACCAUUUUGGGAAGUCGGCAUAUUUCCAGAAGCCCAAGUCUGGUAAUAAGAGAUAUGAAGCGCACUUUGAGUUUGUCCAUUAUGCAGGAGUUUUUCCAUAUUUGUGCCUUUGGCUUGAAAAGAACAAAGACCUUCUUAAUGAAACAGUGGUGGCUGUUUUUCAGAAGUCGUCAAACAGACUCCUGGCAAACCUUUUUGAAAAUCACAUCAGUACUGACAGUGCUCUACAGUUUGGGGAGAAGAAACGCAGGAGAGGAGUAUCAUUCCAAAUGGUUGCAUCUCUGCAUAAAGUAAUUUUUAAUUGUAUCUAUUCAUAUAUUAACUGUCUCACAAUCUACUUGGAGACAAGCAUAAAUCCCAAUGUGAACAAAAUGCCAGGUGUAUUGGACCCUUACUUGCUUCUGCAGCAGCUGCGCUGUAAUGGUGUUUUAGAAGGAGCUAGGAUAUGCUGUGAAGGUUUUCCGAACCAACUGCUGUAUGCUGAUUUUAAACAAAGGUACUGCAUUCUGAACCCAAGGACAUUUCCAAAGAGGAGGUUUAUAAGCAGCAGAAAAGCAGCUGAGGAGUUACUUGGCUCCUUGGAGAUAGACCAUAUCCAGUACCGCUUUGGAAUCACUAAGGUGUUUUUAAAAGCUGGCUUUCUGGAACAACUGGAAGCAAUGAGAGAUGAGAGACUAUCUAAAGUCUUAACAUUGUUCCAAGCCAGAGUACGAGGCAAACUGAUGCGAAUCAAGUUCCAGAGGAUUCUGGAAGAAAGGGAUGCACUUCUUUUGAUCCAGUGGAACCUAAGAGUUUUCAUGGCUGUGAAGACCUGGCCCUGGAUGAGGCUCUUCUUCAAGAUCAAGCCUCUUGUUCCAUCUGCUACAAUGGGAAAGGAGAUAGCUGCUCUGAAGGAGGAGUGUGUGCAACUGCAAAGAACCUUGGAGAAAUCAGAAUCUCAGAGGGAAGAACUGAAAGCAGAACAGUUCUCCUUCAUCAGGGAAAAGAAUGACCUGCUUCUUCAGCUGCAGGCUGAGCAAGAGACCCUGGCAAAUGUUGAAGAGCAGUGCGAGUCGCUGAUUAAAUCCAAGAUCCAGCUGGAGGCCAGAGUCAAGGUGCUGUCUGCGCGGGUGGAGGAAGAAGAGGAGAUAAAUUCCGAGCUGACUGCCAGGGGGCGGAAGCUCGAAGAUGAAUGUUCUGAGUUGAAGAAAGAAAUCGAUGACCUGGAAACAAUAUUGGUGAAGUCACAGAAGGAGAAGCGUGCUACAGAGCACAGGGUCAAGAACCUCACUGAGGAAGUGGAGUCUCUAAAUGAGGAUAUCAGCAAACUUAAUAGAGCAGCCAAGGUCAUGCAGGAGGCCCACCAGCAGACACUGGACGACUUGCUCAGAGAGGAAGAGAAAGUCAGCAGCCUGAGCAAAGCCAAGUUGAAAUUGGAACGGCUAGAUGAGCUUGAGGGUGCCCUUGAGCAGGAGAGGAAAGCAAGAAUGACCUGUGAGAGGGAAAAGAGCAACCUGGAGGGCGAUUUCAAGCUGCAGCGCGGGGGGAGUAUGGAGCACCUGGAGAGAAGCCGGCUGCAGCUGGCGGAGAGCCUGAGCAAGAAAGAACUAGAAAUUAAUCAGACAAAUUUAAAGGUGGAGAAGGAGAAAGGCCUGGUGGCUCAGCUUCAGAACAUGGUUAAAGAGCUACAGAUACAGAUACAGGCUUUAAAAAGGGAACUGGAAGUUGAAAGGACUACUAGAGCCAAGGUGGAGAGGGAGAGAGCUGACCUCACCCAAGAACUGGAAGACUUGAAGGAGAGGCUGGAGGAAGCAGGAGGCACCAGUUUGGCUCAGCUGGACAUAACUAAGAAACAGGAAACAAAAUUCCAGAAGCUUCGCCGAGACAUGGAAGAGGCUACACUGCACUUCGAGGCAACUUCUGCCACUUUGAAGAAGAGACAUGCAGACAGCCUGGCCGAGCUCCGGGGCCGGCUUGAAAAUUUACAAUGGGUCAAGCAGAAAUUAGAAAAAGACAAGAGCGACUUGCAGCUAGAAGUGGAUGACCUCCUGACCAAUGUUGAGCAGAUGACCAGAGCUAAGGCUAACUCCGAGAAGCUCUGUGGUCUGUAUGAAGAGCGCUUGAAGGAAGCAAAUGCAAAACUAGAUGAAGUGACUCAGUUGGCAAAUGACCUGAACGCACAGAAGACAAAGCUACGGAGUGAGAAUGGAGAGUUCCUGAGCAGGUUGGAAGCAAAGGAAGCUCUCGUAAACCAACUUUCCAGGGAAAGGAGCAACUUCGCUCGGCAGAUAGAAGAACUGAAAGGGCAACUGGAAGAGGAAUCCAAAUCACAGAGUGCCCUGGCACAGGCCCUGCAGUCAGCCAAGCGUGACCAUGACCCCCAAGAGCAGUAUGAGGAAGAACGAGAGGCCCAGGCCGAGCUGCUCCGGGCUCUCUCCAAAGGCAACAGUGAAAUGGUGCAGUGCAGAAUGAAGUAUGCAGACGACAUCACCCAGAGGACGGAGGACUUGGAGGAGGCCAAGAAGAAGCUGGCCGUGAGGUUGCAGGAGGCCGCCGAAGCCGUGGGGGAGGCAGACGCCAGAAACGCCUCCCUGGAGAGGGCCAGGCACCGACUGCAGCUCGAGCUGGGGGACACCCGGUCCGACCUCGGGAAGGCCCGCUCCUCAGCAGCUGUGCUGGACCAGAAGCAGCAGCACCUGGACAAGCGCCUGGACGACUGGAAGCGGAAGCAGGAGGAGUCACGGGCCAUGCUGGAGGCCUCUCAAAGGGAGGCCCGCGCCCUCGGCCCUGAGCUCCUCAAGCUCAGGCACGCCUACGAGGAGAGCGCUGUGAGCCAGGAGACCCUCCAGAGGGUGAACAAGAAUCUCCAAGAAGAGAUUUCUAAUCUGACAAAUCAGGUGAGAGAAGGAAAGAGGAACCUAAGUGAAAUGGAAAAGGCCAAGACACAGAUAGAGCAAGAGAAGACUGAAGUCCAGGCGGCACUGGAAGAAGCAGAGGGAGCUCUGGAACGUAAUGAAAGCAAGAUUCUUCGCUUCCAGCUUGAACUCUUGGAAGCUAAAGCAGAACUUGAAAGAAAGCUUUCAGAGAAAAAUGAAGAAAUAGAAAAUUUUAGGAGGAACCAGCAAUGUGCUAUUGACUCCCUGCAGUCUAGUCUGGAUUCUGAAACUAGAAGCAGAAUUGAGGCGACCCGGCUGAAGAAGAAUGUGGAAGGGGACCUCAGCGAGAUGGAACUCCAGCUUAGUUAUGCCAACCGGCAGGUGUCAGAGGCAACCAAAUCUGGCCAGCUUCAGACUCAGGUCAAGGACCUUCGGGUGCAGCUAGAUGACAGCACACACCUGAACAGUGAGCUGAAGGAGCAGGUGGCUACGGCUGAGAGGCACAACUCUCUUCUCCAGUCUGAGCUAGAGGAACUGAGGUCCUUGUAUAAGCAGACAGAAUGUGGGCGCAGGCUGGCAGAGGAAGAGCUCCUGCAGGCCACAGAGAGAAUCAAUCUUUUCCAUACCCAGAACACUAGGCUCCUCAGCCGGAAGAAGAAACUGGAGGUCGAUGUUGGCAGGAUGCAGAAAGAAGCCGAAGAGGCAGUGCAGAGGUGUCAAAAUGCAGAAGAGAAGGCCAAGAAGGCGGCCACUGAGUCAGCAAACAUAUCAGAAGAACUGAAGAAGGAGCAAGACACCAAUGCCCACUUGGAGAGGAUGAGAAAGAACAUGGAGCAGACAAUUAAAGACUUACAAAAAAGGCUCGAUGAAGCUGAACAGAGGGCCGUGAUGGGGAAUAGAAAGCAAAUCCAGAAACUAGAAUCGAGGGUUCGCGAACUGGAAGGUGAACUGGAGGGCGCAGUCCGUCACAGUGCCGAGGCCCAGAAGGGAGCCCGCAGGCUGGAGCGAUGCGUCAAAGAGCUGGCCUAUCAGGCAGAGGAAGACAAGAAAAAUCUGAGCAGGAUGCAGACUCUGAUGGAUAAGCUUCAGCUACAAGUACAAAGUUACAAGCAGCAAAUGGAGGCAGCAGAAGCACAAGCCAAUCAGUAUCUUUCCAAGUAUAAGAAGCAGCGACAUGAGUUGAAUGAAGUUAGGGAAAGGGCAGAGAUAGCAGAGUCUCAAGUCAAUACGCUCAAGAUCAAAGCAAAAGAGUCUAGAAAGAAGUUCCAGGUCCGAGAUUCAUUUGUGUAGAGGAGCCGGGAGUCCAGAGAGCAAGGAUGAUUUUAAAAGCACCCAUGGAUCUGCUUGAAAGUGAGUUUAAGUCUUUCUAUGUUGAUAAGUACAUGACUUUAUGCUGGAUCAGUAUGGAGGGCGGGGUGGUGAGGUUUAAAGUUGAGGCAGUGGAGAAUAAAUGAGCCUGUCCUCUCUAGCUUUCUGCUUUACCCCUCAUUCUGUCCUAAAACAAGGGGAAGGGGUAUUUCCAUAUCUGUGGUUCUCAACACUACUCUUCAGAUCCCAUAGGAGGGGUUGCCACCCUAACUUUACUAGUAAAGUGGCAGCAUGACAAAGACCACUGAACUGUAGGCUUGUCGGGGUCAGUGUCUGUUCAGGCUGCUCUAACAGAAUGCCAGAGACAGGGUGACUUAUAAAUAACAAACAUUUCUCAGUUCUAGAGGCUGGGCAGUCUGGGAUCACGGGCUGGCAGAUUUAGUGCCUGAUGGGGCCACUUCCUCAUAGAUAACACUUUUCUCACUGUGUCCUCACAUAGUAAAAGGUGUGGGAGGAAGAAGCAGCUCUCUGGGGAUUUUUUUAGAAGGCACUAAUCCUAUUCACAAGAACUUCAUCCUCAUGAUGUAAGGGCUCCACCAUUCAACAUAUGAAUUUGGGGGUUAUAAAAACAAAAUAGGAAGCCAUAGCUUUCAUAUUGAGAUUUCCCACAAACAGGGUUUUUUAAUGAGGUCUGGCUUUAGGAGAAUGAAUUAAAGGACAUUGGAUAAUGCUCCAUUAGCUGCCCUUUAUGGAAUGCCUAUAAAGCACUUAGCACAGUGUCUAGCACAGAUAGGUACCAUUUCAUUUUUAAAAAUUUGGUACGUGCCUGGUCCUCUUAUUAUAAGUGAAUUAGUAACAACUCUGCAAGAUAAGUAGAUAGGGUUGGCCAUAAUACAUACUACCUGAAAGAAGGUCAAAAUAAUCUCUUUUGAAAGAGAAUCUAAAAGUUGGUUAUAUUGAAUAUACUUAGAUCUAAAUAUGAGAAACAUGAGUCAUUGGCACACUCCAGAGAUUUCUUGUUGCUGCCUGAAUAUUGUCUCAGGGAUAAGGCCUAUGAGCAGAGGUCCAGUUAAGUGGUUUGAACUCUGCCCUCAAUUUAAGAAGGGUCAUGGCACUGGAUUUGGGGUCUUAGAGGCAUCAACUCCAUAUAAUGGUUUUGUUUAGGGAAAUGCCUCACAUGUGUUAUGCUUGCACUCAGCUGGAGGAGGUCAAAAGGACUGCAAAACAUAUGUAAUGUAUUCGACUUUGUCACAGUUAUUUCCAACAAAGAAUAAAAUGAGUGAAGCAGAAAUUGCUUCUGAGAGGCCUGAGAGGACUAGGAAAACCAUCUUUGGCAGUGCAUUGAUUGUUUCCCAUUCUCAGAAUUUGGAAAGCCUGAAAAAUCUCUCAACUGUCCUAAACCAAGAGAAAAGGUUUUCUGAUAGAAUUGGGUGUCUCUCUGGGCUGUGGAUCCAAUUGGUGAUGUGGCCACAGUCUUUCCCUCGUGGGGC
This is a messenger RNA of Ailuropoda melanoleuca (giant panda), 7319 nucleotides long. It is a transcript of the gene MYH15, whose product is annotated as myosin heavy chain 15. Gene Ontology annotation, molecular function: microfilament motor activity; actin filament binding; ATP binding. Gene Ontology annotation, cellular component: myosin II complex; cytoplasm; myosin filament. Lineage: Eukaryota; Metazoa; Chordata; Mammalia; Carnivora; Ursidae. The record is from RefSeq and is a predicted model, not a curated record.